This is a messenger RNA of Neodiprion fabricii, 6113 nucleotides long. RefSeq names its product serine/threonine-protein phosphatase 4 regulatory subunit 4-like. Gene Ontology annotation, molecular function: protein binding; protein phosphatase regulator activity. The record is from RefSeq and is a predicted model, not a curated record. NCBI's taxonomy places the organism in Eukaryota, Metazoa, Arthropoda, Insecta, Hymenoptera, Diprionidae. Bases 369 to 4034 code for a protein of 1221 amino acids. Gene Ontology annotation, cellular component: protein serine/threonine phosphatase complex; cytosol. The transcript is spliced from 16 exons.
UGUUGGUGUUUGCGCGCGGUGUGUACGCCGAGUUGUGUCCUGGUACUUCCGAGUUGCGACGGCUGCGACGCGUGCAUUUCAAGUUUUAUUAAAUUAGAUUGUGUAAAGUUGGGGGUGAUUGAUGGGUAAAAUAAGUGCGAAGGAUGUGGCCACGGGGAGGUGAAGAUACGUGAUUGAAAAAUUUUACCGAUACGAGAGUGUGGGCGGGCAAAAGAUAAUAUAAUUCAAAAGAAAAAUGAAACCGCAAUCAAUGGUCUGUCCGCUGCUACUCGAAAGGUGACGACAUACAAAAGUUGAGUGUAAUACAUACGCUGCCGACGCUCCUGGCUGGAGACGCACAGUUAUGCGUGUCACGAUUAAUUCCCAAGAUGCAGCAGACUCUGUCGAAUGCUUCCUCAGAAUUCCACAUGGCUGCCUCGUCGACUUUCAAAACAAUUCUCGAACAGAAAUUGGUCAAUCCUACGACCUUUACUCAAACAUUUUUGCAGAGCAUUCUAAACUCCCUGGACAGCAGGGAUCCGGUGGUCGCUCAUGCGUGGUUGGAAACCUUGUUAGAUGUCAUCGAAUUACUACCUACAGAAGUCAUACGGCACGAGAUCCUUCCUAUGGCUAUAUCGAAAGGACAGUUAUCUCAGCCAAUUAGCUCUAGAAUAACAUGCUGCAAAUUACUAGGAAAAAUUUGUACCCGUUUUGACACACUUUUAAUAAAAAAGGAGGUCCUGCCAACGGUGCAUUCGCUCUGUCAAGAUGUGAACAGUGAUGUGCGAGCUUGUAUCUGCUUGCAGCUGAGCUUUGUUGCUCAGGGUCUUGGUGUUGAAUCUGUAAAGCCUGCGCUACUUCCAUCACUAGUUGAACUUGCCAGCGAUGAAGAAAGUACUGUGAGGCACGCUUCUGUCCAGACCAUUGUACAUUUAUUACCUCAUUUUCAACAAGAAACAAUAAAGGGAAUCAUAGCACCCCUUAUAAAAAAACUAUGUGAAAGUGCACUGAAGUCUGACGAUAAUGUGAUCUGUGUAAUUGCCCAAGAAUUUGGCAGGCUUGCUCUUGGCCUUGAGCGGGCCUUAACAGUCAAUGAGAAAACUUGGCUGAUAAGAUAUUUCCAACAACUUUCCCAACUAGGCAUUCCAUCUAUGAAUAAGGAUAUGAAACAAGAAUUUUCAUUUGCCAAUAAAGCAGCCAACAGUCCUCAGACCAACGAAAGGUAUGUGGAAUGCCGCCGUCAGUGUGCAUUCAACUUUCCGGCCAUAUGUCUUUUCACAUUAAAUACCUUUGAAAAAUUGGAUAUAAUAUUACCGACAUUUACUGAUUUGACUUCUGAUCCGUAUUACAUGGUCCGGAGAACAAUCGCUUGUGGAAUUCAUGAGGUUGGCAAAGUUCUGGGCUCGCAAAAUGGAUUGAUAAAAAAUGAGCUUAUUAGAUUGCUGAAGGAUGACUCUGAAGAAGUUUUGCAAGGACUGGUGCCACAUUUGGCUCAAACUUUUGAUCUUUUGACUCAGAGUCAAACAAUUGGGACUGAUCAGACGGAUGGAGCUAUUUUGGAUGUGUGUAGAGCAAUUUUAAAAUGUGAAGUCGAAAUUGCUAAUACCUACAACUGGAGACUUUCGGCUUUAAUAUUAAAUCAGCUUGAGAUUUUACCACGAUGUAUUCCAAGUGAUUUAAUUAAUUCCCAUUUCACUCCGAUGGUGUUCAAUAGAGCAUUAAAUGCGAGACCAUUGCCAGUGCGUUUAGCUGCUGGCAGAUUACUGCUGAUAUUUUUGAGAUAUAAUCUAAAACCCAUGCAACGAAAUGAGCUUCGGAAUAGAAUUUAUACAGAAUUUGCACAUAGUAAUAAUUGCUAUACUAGAAUGUUGUACAUACGGAUGAUGCAGGAAGCCAUGAUCAUCUUCUCCACAACUUACUUUAAAGAAAAUUUCUAUACCACACUGUUGAGCAUCACUGAAGAUCCAGUUGCAAAUAUCAGAAUGAAAGUGGUUUCAAUGCUACCUCAGCUGAAAGCUAUGUUACGAAUGUCAAAUGACAAAAGAUUGUUGGCUAUGCUAGAAGGCAACGUGCGGGCGUUGAUGAGCCUUGAAAAAGAUCGGGACGUUGUAUAUACAUUGACUAAUGUCAUUCACAAAUUAGACAGUAUCGACGUUAAACAAGAUGGUCAACACGUAAAGCCUGCAGCAAAAUUAACUCGUCAAGAAAUCGAUGAUGCAAGGAAGCUAGAGGAAGAAAAAAAGCUAACAGCAAUGACUUCCUCUAAGCCAGCUGCGACAACUGCGACAGUAAAUCAACCUACCACAACCCAGCGGAAGCCAAAUGCAUCCGGUCUUCCUAAACAAAUAUCCCCAACUACUCCAAAGCCAAGUACAGAAGGAUCCAUUGGGGCAAAUAGACAAAGACAAGGAAGUCUGUCAUUGGUUGAUAACCCAUAUAAACAGUCUUCCCAGUAUUCAAGAAUCAAACAGCCUAGUUCAUCUGAGCCGCCAAGCAAACAACCAUCUCCUAAACGCGAUGGAGGCAUGGCUUCAAUUACCAACAAGAGAAUGCCAGAUGCAAAAACAAGUACCUCUAGCAACAAUCUCACUUCGAGCUGGGCUCGGCUUACCUCUAACAGCAUGCUACUAACUCACCCUUGGGAAACUAUCAACCACACAAGCUCUAACGCUGGUGUAAGCUCGGUUAAUUUUAAUUAUAACUUUUCCGGUGAUAAUCAUAAUACCGAUUUUAAAACAGCAUGCGGUUGCUCAGAGUCUGCGGAAGAUAUUUCUCGAAGUAGAUACUCGUUAAUAAAUUCAGGCGAACAGGAACAUAAACCAAUUAUGCGUUGCUGUUCUUGCUUUGACACUAAUACGGAGUAUUUGAAAUUAAACGUACCUCUGCAUCACAAGCAUCAUGGGCACCCCACAUCAGAGUUUGCUAAGUCCUUUGUACUAACGCAUCUAAAAGAAAAUAAAAACGAGUUGCAAGAUUUUCUACUAACAAAGGGAAAUCACGAGGUGGUUAAAGAUAAGGAACCAGAUUUUGCCGCUCUACGGGCCCUAACAAAUGCAGCUCACUAUAAUUCUUGUUGGGCUUUUAGCUCAAUGCCUGAAAUUCCAGUCACUCUCCUUGAUGACGAGUUUCUUGUUGAUGCGGGGAUUCGUAUUCCAGCACAGUUAUCGUCAAGCCAAAGUACAUCAAAAAUACCCAACUUACAGGACAUUAUUUAUCGUAACAGAAGAGAGGGAAGUGUCGAUAGAUCGCAUCGUAGCAGUGUUAAUUUUGACAAAGGCAAAUCUAAAAGGCAAUCUGCUGAAUAUGAAGAUUGUGUUAAACCGAAGGUACUAAUUAGUGAUCCAAUGAAAGUAAAACGCAAUUUAGACGAUUUUGAAGAAGGUUACAGUCUUGGGAAAAUGUCAGGCAAAUCGGAUGAACAAAUUUCCAAAGAGGAUUUCAAGACCAAAAGAUAUUCGGGAUCAUAUGCAAAAACUAAAUUUGGUUACGAGCCCAACCAGAGCAAAUCUAGUGAUGAAAAACCAAAAAGAAACUCACUGUACGUGGACAAGGAAAAGUCAAAGCUUUUACAAUCUAAAAGCACGAUUGAUAAGAACAAACGCUAUUCCGCUAAUUAUACCUCUCGAUUACCGGAUGCUAAAGACGUUAAACAUAAAUUUAAACGCCACAGCUUAGAAGUAACUGAAUGUACUCCUAUGCCACGCGCCGAUCGCGCCAUACGAAGGUAUUCGGCACUGGAUGUAAAUCAUAAUCAAGGGAUAAGUAAAAUUCCUUUGAGAAGUAAUUUUGUUUCGGGUAGCAGAACUGCACCAGCAACUAGAGCUUCUAGUCCUGUAAGAUUAUGUACCAAAUUAUAUUUUAACAAAUCAAGUGGCAGCGAGGUUCAGACAUCUACAAGAAAUAAAUUUUUAACUAGAUUUAGCUCAAGUGACGAGGAAGUUGAUAAACUUUGUCAUAAAUUCAGUACUUGUCAAACAGCUACCAGUAACAGGGCAGAAAGUCCCAGAACAAGGGAUAGCAGAUUGCCUGUGCGUCUUCAGAAAAAGAAAAUCUGAAAUAUAUGUCUGUUAUCAAUUAGUUUCCAUAGAAAUUGAAGUAUUCUGUUAAUUAUAUUUAUUUGUUAUAUUCUAGUUUUACCAUGAGUAUUUCGCAAAGUAUAAUACUUCUAGUGAACAUAAUAUAAUAAUACGUGAAAUAGUAGUAUUUUCGAUUACUUCUAGUAUCGAUCUCUUAUUACAGAAACGUGUUUCAAAUAUGUAAUACCAGCUUAUCCUGAUUUGUAAUUUGACUUCUUCAUCACGCACACUUUAUCUUUGAUCUGUAUCAUCGCAUUACAGUAAUACUUGAAAUCUGUACAACAUUUAGAAGUAACAUUGCGACAGAAGCAUAAAACUUUUACAAUGUUUUUGCUUGUCCAUUAUUGAUGGUCAUCGAUAGAUGAGGAACGAGGCUAAUGAUUAUUCAAAUGCAAUUUUUUAAAUUCCAGCCAGUGAUUGAAACCUGUGUUUUAUAGUCGAAAACAAUACUGAUAUUCAAUUUUUAACAAUUUAUUAAUUAUUCGUUAUCGUAAUAGAUUGUUUAGGUCGUGAUAGUUAUAAAAUAGGACCUGAGUGUUAAACUUGUUAAUACUGAUUUUAGUUUAUUUAACAUGAUAAGUUCAUUUAUCGUAUUUAUAUUUAUAUUACUCCUAUGAACCUCAAGCAUUAAAAUACCUGCUGUUAUAUAUUAUACCGAUAAAAUCUCACAUGUUUAUUGCACACAUAUUUUGGAAAUGUUGACUUCGAUUUUUUCAGUUAAGAAAAUACGUGUUGCGAAAUGCAACAAUAUUGUACCAGGGUACAUAAAACGAUUCUCACCGAUUCAAUACUGUUGUUACAAAAAAGUGCAGAACUGAAAUUGUAUAACUGUUCUAUAUUUCUACGUAAUUAGUUUUAAAAGAAAACUAGUCAUAUAUGAUCUGUUUGAGAGGGAUAGAUUAAUAAAUAUUACAAACUGUAAUUAUAAAUCAUAUGUAUUUCUGCAGCCCGAAACAACCGGCCGCAUCUACCAAGAAGUGAUGAAAAUUUCUUUAUAACAAGACAAGGCUUGUGUACUUACGAAUGUAAAGGUUUGAUGAGCAUAGCUAAAGAUCUUUAUUGAAUCUCGAAUGAAAACCUAUGAUUAGAGCUUUAUUUACGCCAAACAACAUUACAUAAGUUACAUAAAUCGAAAAUUACGAAGCUUCACUUUUGAGUCAUUAUUGAACGCUGUUUUUUUUAAGGCUGAUUCGAAUGGAUUUGCCAUGUGAGGAGAGCAAAUCAACCAACAUCCACUGAAAAUUCAGAUCGGUUUUUCAACACUGGUGAAUCCAUGUAAUAUUCUCAUGGGCUGCUGAAUGUAAAAUGCAAAUAAUUCUAAACUAUGUAUCUUCGUAUAGAUCGUAUUAUUUAUUUGAAGCAUGUUAACAAUAUGUAUGAAAAUAGCGGCUUCUCGAGAAGACGAAUGUACCUCGGUGCGGAAAUGGCUUUCAGUGCUGCAACAAUUACUAGGCUUUUAAUCGGAUUUACGUUCAUGAUUCGAUACUAUCAGUUUUAUUUUUUAUAAAAAUAUUCAAUGGCUGACUUGGUAAUUGGCAUGUUGAGUUCUUGAACGCCAACGCAUCGAGGUAUGUCUGAUCUGCUCAUAUUCUUGAUAGAAUGUCUUACAUUGAUUAAUACAAUCAUGAUAAAUGAGAGUUUAUCCAAUUGAAAUGUUUUAUAUUUGUUUGGUAUAUCUUGUGAUUUUAUUACGUCACUGUAAUGCUGAAAACUUGGUAAAGUUUUUUCAAGAUAUUAUGCCGUACAUGUAUAUACGGAUAUUUUUAGUUUGGUUGAUUAUCAGACGCAGCGGCACAUGUAUUGAAAUAAUAUGCAUACUGAUUGUAACUCUACCAAAUUUUCAGUGAAUAUACCAAGUUUAGACCAUACAAAAUGAUUAUAGUUUCACCAAUCAUGCUUAAAUAACGCUACUUAUUUUUGUAUAGAUCUACAAGAAUGCUAUCAACUGUUGUGCCAGUGAAACGAGAAAUAGGCAUGUGUAUAUCAAUAGAGAUAUUAUAUAUCAUUGAAUGAGACGACGUGUGUUAUUUUUGUAUCAUUAAACCCUGGGCACGAAAA